CCCAAUUGGAAUUAUCUUCAAUGAUCAAGUGUAUGUAUUUGCACUAAAAAUGGAAAAAGAAAAAGAGGAAGGACACGAAGAAGAUAAGACAAUAUUACGCUAUAUCACAUGUGCUGGUAAACUUCAAUCUGAACACAACAAACUUACUAUCAUAUGGAACGAUUUUGCCAACAAUUUACUUAAACCAGAAGAAGAGUUGUUGAGCUCCGUUGCACUCCCCGGCAAAUUCCAUUCAUAUAUCUUCAUUGGAUAUAUAAACGUAUCUAAAGACAGACGAAUUCUAGGAAAGUUGGUUUCUUUUUUCCCAGGUGGAACCUUCAAAUUAAUCAAUAAUAUCAUUGAAACAUUGGAAUCUAAGGGACCUGUUGAAAUGAUUAAAUUUG
Molecule: messenger RNA, 383 nt
Organism: Anneissia japonica
Lineage: Eukaryota; Metazoa; Echinodermata; Crinoidea; Comatulida; Comatulidae
Exons: 2
Source: RefSeq, a predicted model, not a curated record